AUGGUUCGAGACCAAGGAGAUCUGCCUACGUUGGGGAUCUUCCCCAUGCCCAGAGGUGGCUCCUCUGCCCACAGCAGGGGGUUGGAAGCAGAUGAUUUCAAGGUCCUUCCAACUCAAGGCAUUCGACCUUGCAGCAGCCUGUCUGUCUGUCUGUCUGUCCAUCUCAGGAACAUCCUGUGCGGGAGAGUGCAGUGCACUAACAUCAAAAGAGUGCCAGUCCGGCAAGACGGCGAGACCGUGGUCCAGACCUUCCUGAACAACCAGCUCUGCUGGGGGCUCGAGUUCCACCUGCCUUUCGACACGCCUGACGACGGCUCGGUGAAGGACGGCACGUCGUGUGGCACAAACAAGAUCUGCAUCAACAGGACGUGUGUCAGCGCAGCUUUCCUCAGCAGCGUUUGCACAGCGAGAAAAUGCCACGGCAAAGGGGUCUGCAACAACAAGAACAACUGUCACUGUGAUUUGGGAUGGGCGCCUCCGGACUGCAGGGCAAAAGGGUUUGGAGGCAGCGUUGACAGCGGACCGCCUCCUUCUUACUAUGCGUACGGAGCUGCGGUAAAAGCCGCUGGAACGCUGCUUCUUCUCAGCCUGAUUUUGGGCGUUCUGCUGUACAAGAGGGCUGACAUUGCCGGCUAUAUCCGAAGGUGGCGACAUCAAAGACGGGACAGAAGGAACAACCCCACUCCUCCUCCUCCAGAACUGGUAAGCACUGCUCCCACCUCCAUUAAAACUAAUGCUCUCGAAGAGGGGGGGUUGGGAAACAGCAGCUCCUGGCUGCUUUCCUCCCAUCUAUGUUCUUUCCCAGCCAUUCUUGCUCCUCCGGUUCUGCCGGUGCGAGCUGAGAGGUGAGGACGCACCCAAAGGAUACAAAUACUUGUCAGUAUCCCUGCAGAGAACUGUUCUGGUUCGUGCCAAAAAAGAGUUUAACGUAAAAAUACCAGGUUCCUAUAAAUAGAAGUGCAUUCGGGCUGACUGCGCCGAGAGCCGACGUUAGCGUGAGAGCGCAGCUGCACAAAGCCCAAACAAAGCAUUUCUUCUUGUCAGAAAUGAGAAUGCUGCCUAUGAGUGAAGA
Centrocercus urophasianus (Greater sage-grouse) is the source of this 1072-nucleotide messenger RNA. RefSeq names its product disintegrin and metalloproteinase domain-containing protein 21-like. The record is from RefSeq and is a predicted model, not a curated record. NCBI's taxonomy places the organism in Eukaryota, Metazoa, Chordata, Aves, Galliformes, Phasianidae. Gene Ontology annotation, biological process: male gonad development. The transcript has 6 exons. Bases 1 to 849 code for a protein of 282 amino acids. Gene Ontology annotation, cellular component: external side of plasma membrane; sperm head plasma membrane; plasma membrane.